CCGCGGAGCCGCCCCCGGAGCUCUGCCCCGGCCGGUCUGGCACCUGCGGGCCGGUGGCACCGGCCAUCAGCCCUUUUGGGUCUCUGAGCAAAAUGAAUUUCAUUACAAGGCUUCCUGCUUUAUGUCUGAGGAAAAGCAAGAUGCAACACAGGCACCAAAGUAAUAGACGACCAGCUGUUCCACUUGGAUCACGGAUUUUAACUGAUCCUUCUAAGGUCUUUGAGCAUAACAUGUGGUAUACAGAAGAUGUUACAGAUCAUUCAGCAGAGAUUUCCAUACAGUGUGCAAUUAUCAAAACAAGUAAAUUGAAUCUUAACAUAUAUAAGCGAUGUAACAGCAGAGAAGACAUCAAUGUGUAAAUGUUAACAAGAAUAAGAAUUGUCCUUUUUUGCAACAGUGCGUCCCCAUCUCUAAAAGGGACCACAUGCAGUGGUCGCAAGAAGAAGAGGAGAGUGCCAAGAAAAAAGCAGCAGAGAACUCACUUGUGAAAGUUCAAUGGGAAGAUCAAGAUAAAUAUGAAAGAGAAGCCAGUAAAUAUUGGAAUGAAUUUUACAAGACCCAUAAAAAUAACUUUUUCAAGGAUCGUAAUUGGCUAUUUCUGGAAUUUCCAGAAAUUCUUCCAGAAGAAAAGAGACAAGAAUUGAAAAGAGAAGAAAGAUCUUCAGAACACAGGAAAAUAAAUAGUACCAACAGGUUUUCACACAAAAAUGAAAUGUUUGAUGAAGGAGAAAAAUACUGGAAGAAAAAUUAUGGAGGUGGUUCUACUGCUGUACAAGGAUAUGUAUAUAAUAAAAUCCAAGCAGAAACGCCUAGUGAAAAUCCUCAGGGUAAAAACUAUGGAGAAGAACUUGGCAGGCUAGAAUCUUUCCCUGGUAGUGAUGCCACUUACAGAAUAUUAGAGGUUGGCUGUGGAGCUGGAAACAGUGUCUUUCCUAUUUUGGAAGUUCUACGCAAUACACCUGGAACCUUUCUAUACUGUUGUGAUUUUGCUUCAGGAGCAGUGGAGCUGGUAAAGUCACAUUCGUCCUACAAUUCAGCCUGGUGUUCUGCCUUUGUUCAUGAUGUGUGUGAUGAUGCUUUACCCUAUCCUUUUCCAGAUGAGAUCCUGGAUGUCAUUCUCCUUGUCUUUGUGCUCUCUACUAUUCAUCCUGACAGGAUGCAAGGGGUUGUAAAUAGGUUGGCUAAGCUACUGAAACCUGGAGGAAUGUUGUUAUUUCGAGACUAUGGAAGAUACGAUACAGCUCAACUUCGGUUUAAAAAAGGUCAUUGCUUGUCAGAAAAUUUUUAUGUACGAGGAGAUGGAACCAGAGUAUAUUUCUUUACCAAAGAUGAGGUAUGGAACAUGUUCAACUUGGCUGGAUUAACUGAAGUACAGAAUUUAGUUGAUCGGCGGUUACAAGUAAACAGGAAGAAAAAAGUGAAAAUGCAGCGAGUUUGGAUACAAAGCAAGUUCCAGAAACCGUUGCUGUCUCUGCAUAAUUCUGAAGAAACCACCAAAAGGCAUCCUUAUAAAUAAUUGCACUCUAGAAAUGUAAUACAGAAAUGAACUCCAGAAACUGAAGCAAAAUGGAGUACGUAUAUUUCCAGCAAACGUUGUGUUAGCCACUGAAAAGAAUAAAUAUAUUGAACUGAAAA
Empidonax traillii (willow flycatcher) is the source of this 1635-nucleotide messenger RNA. RefSeq names its product methyltransferase like 8 (gene METTL8). Gene Ontology annotation, molecular function: tRNA (cytidine-N3)-methyltransferase activity. The record is from RefSeq and is a predicted model, not a curated record. The transcript has 11 exons. Bases 425 to 1516 code for a protein of 363 amino acids. NCBI's taxonomy places the organism in Eukaryota, Metazoa, Chordata, Aves, Passeriformes, Tyrannidae.